This is a messenger RNA of Geodia barretti, 1368 nucleotides long. NCBI's taxonomy places the organism in Eukaryota, Metazoa, Porifera, Demospongiae, Tetractinellida, Geodiidae. The record is from the annotation of a GenBank genome assembly.
AUGGUGGCCAUUAUCGGCCGACCCAACGUGGGCAAAUCGUCGCUGUUCAACCGGAUUCUUUCCCGACGGCACGCCAUUGUCUCCGAGGUUGCCGGCACCACCCGCGAUCGCCUCAUCGCCGGGGCGUCGUGGAAGGGCCGCUCUUUCCUGCUGGUGGACACUGGCGGCCUGGAGGACAACCCGGAGGGGCACAUUCCGCAGCGCGUCCAGCAGCAGGCGGACAUGGCCAUGGGCGCCGCCGAUGUCAUCAUAUUUAUCACCGACGCCAUCCAGGGUUUGACUGCCACCGAUCAGGCAGUGGCGCAACGGCUGCGCCGCACCGACAAGCCGGUGAUACUGGCGGUGAACAAGGUGGACAACGAUCGCCGGGAGUUGGCGGCCACCGAGUUUUACGAACUGGGUAUUAACGAAACCUCGUUCAUAUCCGCCUAUCACAAUUAUGGGGUUUACGACCUGCUGGAACGCGUCGUCGAACUACUGCCCAGGCAGGAGUUGGCCGAACAGUGGGAUGACAAUUACCCUGACGGCGAGAUGCGCCUGUCGAUAGUGGGGCGUACCAACGUGGGCAAAUCCAUGCUCACCAACGCCAUCAUCGGCCAGGAACGCAGCAUCGUCAGCCCGGUGGCCGGCACCACCCGCGAUGCUCUCGACACCCAGAUUUCAUACCGUGACCAUACCAUCACCCUGGUCGACACCGCCGGCAUUCGUCGUCCCGGGCAGGUGCAGCGCGGCAUCGAAAAAUACAGCGUGCUGCGCGCGGUAAACGCGGUACAUCGCAGCGACAUCACCCUGCUGAUCACCGAUGCCACCGAGUUGGCCACCGCCCAGGAUGCCCAUAUUGCCGGCCUGGCCUGGGACACCAACCGCGGUCUCAUCGUGGUGGUAAACAAGUGGGAUCUGGUUAAUCCCAACCGGUUCCGCAUGGAAAGAGGGCUGCAUCGCGUUCGCGAGCGCCUGCACUUCAUGCCCUACGUCCCGGUUUGUUUCACGUCCGCGCUGACGGGUGAAGGGAUCGACGAGCUGCUCGAUUCCGCCCUUUCGUUGUGGCAGGAACGCCAGCGACGAGUGCCUUUCCGCGACCUGCAAUACCUGCUGGCCGAUGCCGUCUCCACUCAUUCGCCGCCAUCCAUGCGCGGUAACAUUCGCAAUCGGUUGCGUAUCCGACGGGUUCGCCAGGUUGGCGUCAAUCCGCCGACCUUUGUGUUCUCGGUGAACGACCCCAAGCUGCUGCAUUUCUCGUACCGGCGCUACCUGGAAAAUCGGAUCAGGGACAAGUUCGGCUUCAACCGCACUCACCUUCGCCUCGUGUUCCGCCACGAACGGGAAGAACGCACCACCCGCCCCGGCGUGCGUGGUCGUUCGCGUUAG